Microcebus murinus (gray mouse lemur) is the source of this 2028-nucleotide messenger RNA. RefSeq names its product zinc finger translocation associated (gene ZFTA). The record is from RefSeq and is a predicted model, not a curated record. Gene Ontology annotation, biological process: negative regulation of DNA-templated transcription. NCBI's taxonomy places the organism in Eukaryota, Metazoa, Chordata, Mammalia, Primates, Cheirogaleidae.
AUGGAGCCCGGCGGGGACCACCGGAGCCGGAGCGGCGGCGGCAGGGGCGGCCCCGGGCCAGCAGUGGCCUCGGCACGGGGCCGACGGCUGCCGCCCGCCGGGUCUAGCGGCGGCGCGGAGCCCGACGAGGACGAAGGCGGGCAAGAUCUUCAGCUGGAAGGGGGUGCCUUGGGGUCCUGGGGGAGUGCCCCCCUGCCCUCCUCUAGGGCCAGGGGACCAGCAUCUUCAGGCAGGAAAUACUCAGACCACUGUGAGGCCCGGGCCUCGAGACCUGGAAAGAGCCGCAUCCCUGGCCGUGACCACCGGCGCUACUACCAUGACCACUGGCGGCUGGAGUACCUGAUGGACUUCAACCCUGCGAGGCAUGGCAUGGUGUGCAUGGUGUGCGGCAGCUCCCUGGCCACCCUCAAGCUCAGCACCAUCAAGCGGCACAUCCGCCAAAAGCACCCCUACUCCCUGCAUUGGAGUCCCCGGGAGAAAGAAGUCAUCAGCAACAGCUGGGAUGCCCACCUGGGGCUGGGGGCCUGUGGAGAGGCUGAGGGCCUGGGGGUCCAGGGGGCUGAGGAGGAGGAGGAGGAAGAGGAAGAAGAGGAGGAGGAGGGGGCCAGCCUCCCAGCUUGCCCGCCCAAGGGCCCAGGCAAAGCCCCAGCUGGUGGGGGCUGCCGGCGCCAGCGGCGAGGGGGCCCAGUGGCACCCCGGGCUCGGCGUCUGCGCCUCUCAGCUUCCCGGAGGGCCGGGGGCAGCAGGGGGCUGGGGGCCCGGCGCCUGGAGAGGAGGCUGAAGGAGUCCCUGCAGAACUGGUUCCGGGCAGAGUGUCUCAUGGACUAUGACCCGCGGGGGAACCGGCUGGUGUGCAUGGCCUGUGGCCGGGCACUGCCCAGCCUGCACCUGGACGACAUCCGUGCCCACGUGCUGGAGGUGCACCCCAGCUCUCUGGGGCUCAGCGGCCCCCAGCGCAGUGCCCUGCUGCAGGCCUGGGGUGGCCAGCCUGCGGCACUGUCUGAGCUCACCCAGUCCCCAGCAGACGACGACCUCGUCCCCCAGGACCUGACCAGAAAGAGCCGGGACUCGGCCCCCGCUGCUGGAGCCCCCUCCUCUCAGGAUCUCAGCCCCCCAGACGUAAAGGAAGAGGCUGGCUGGGUCCCUGAGAGGCCCGGGCCGGCAGAGGAGGAGGAGCUGGAGGAGGGCGAGGGCGAGAGGGUGGGGGUCCCGGGCGGGUCGCCACGGGGCCGAGACCACCGCCGCCACUACCAGGAGCGUUGGCGGCUGGAGUACCUCAUGGAGCUGGACGGCGGCCGGCGCGGCCUGGUGUGCAUGGUGUGCGGGGGCGCGCUGGCCUCGCUCAAGAUGAGCACCAUCAAGCGGCACAUCCGCCGGCGCCACCCGGGCUCCACCCGCCUCAGCGGGCCGGUCAAGGCCCGCAUCGCCCAGGAGUGGAGCGAGAAGGCCGCCCACCUGCUGGCCCUGGGGCUGCCCUGCCCCGCUUCCCCCCGGGGCCCUGCCGCCCCCGGCACAGCUGCGGCCUCCGAGGAGGGGGGAGGGGACGAGGAGGAGCCAGAGGAGGAGUGGUGGGGCGACGUCCCGCUCUCCCCUGGGGCUCCGUUGGAGCCGGCCGCCGAGGAAGAGGAGGACGACGACGACAGUCAGGAGGCCGGGGGACUCGUGUUGCCGCUGCCGCCGCCGCCGCCUCCCCCGCCGCCGCCGCCCCGCAGCCGGGAGCAGCGACGGAACUACCAGCCGCGCUGGCGGGGCGAGUACCUGAUGGACUACGACGGCAGCCGGCGCGGCCUGGUGUGCAUGGUGUGCGGGGGCGCGCUGGCCACGCUCAAGGUGAGCACCAUCAAGCGGCACAUCCUGCAGGUGCACCCCUUCUCCAUGGACUUCACGCCCGAGGAGCGCCAGACCAUCCUGGAGGCCUACGAGGAGGCGGCGCUGCGCUGCUACGGCCACGAGGGCUUCGGGCCGCCCGCCCCGGCCCCGCGCGACGGCGGCGCGGACUUAAAGCCGGGCGCCGUGUGCCGGGCGUAG